Messenger RNA from Catharus ustulatus (Swainson's thrush), 1527 nucleotides. RefSeq names its product ATP synthase mitochondrial F1 complex assembly factor 1 (gene ATPAF1). The record is from RefSeq and is a predicted model, not a curated record. Gene Ontology annotation, cellular component: mitochondrion. The transcript is spliced from 9 exons. The coding region runs from base 1 to 954 and encodes 317 amino acids. Gene Ontology annotation, biological process: mitochondrial proton-transporting ATP synthase complex assembly. NCBI's taxonomy places the organism in Eukaryota, Metazoa, Chordata, Aves, Passeriformes, Turdidae.
AUGGCGGGCCCGCUGUGCCAGGGCUGGGGCCUGGGGGCGGCCCUGCGGAGCCGUGCUGCGCUCCGGCCGCUCGGGCUGCUGGCACCGCCGGCACGGGGAGCGCUGCCACAGCCGGCACGGGGAGCGCUGGGGCCGGCAGGGGGAACGGGAACGGCAGCAGGAUCGGGAGAGGCGGCGCUGGAGGAAAACCCCUUCUACGGGAAGUACCGGCACAAGAUCCAGGAGCUGCGGAGGUCCAGUCCAGAUGUGUUUGAAUCCCGUAUGGAAAAAAGAAGUGAAGUGAAAAGGCAGCCUGUGGGACAUUCCAAACAAGGAGAGUUUAUCAGAUGCAUGGAAGAAAAGGCAGAAGGCUUGGGCAGCAAGACAUCAAAGGGAGGAUUCACAAAGGAUAAGACACUUGAUUCGAUUCUUAAUGUUGAGAUGGUGAAAGAAAAAUCAGCAGAGGAGAUAACACAGAUUUGGAAUCAGUAUUUUUCUGCAAAAGACACAGUUUAUGCUGUUAUUCCUGCAGACAAGUUUGAUGUGAUGUGGAAGAGAGCCCAGAACUGUCCAUCGUUUCUGUAUGCUUUGCCAAGAAAAGAAGGCUAUGAGUUCUUUGUGGGGCAGUGGUCUGGAACAGAAUUACACUUCACUUCCCUGAUUAAUGUUCAGACCCAAGGUGAAGCUGCUCCGAGCCAGUUGGUCUUGUACCAUUAUCCUGAUCUGCAGGAGGAGAAAGGGAUAGUACUGAUGACAGCAGAAAUGGACUCCAAGUUCUUGGUGGUCCAUGAUGCCCAGUGCUUGGCCAACCAGGUGCAGCUGUUCUAUGGCACGGAUCGCUCCGACACCUACGGAUUAGUGGAGACCUUCAACCACAGAUCCAGUGAAUUUAAAUACAUGGCAGUUAUAGCAGAGCUUGAGCAAAGUGGGCUUGGAAAAGAACUGAGACCUGGGCAGGCUUCUGACAAGUCCUAGAGCCUGCCCUGUGGUGAAAGGAGCCAGCAGCAGGCAGGGGCUCCUAGGAGGGGUGGCCCAGUGUCUGCUGUUUUACAGCUUGGAUUUGGCCACAGAAAGAGUCUGCAGACAUCCUGGGAGAGUGACAGUCAAGCCUGUCUGGCACUGAGGCAAGAUGAGGACUUGGGUUAUUUGAACAACAGUAACUAAUUGCCAAAAAAUGAAGCCCAGUACUUCAGUGUAACUUCAUCAGAAAGCUACAUUCCCUGUCCUGUAACUUCUGCUGUCUGCUGGAUUGUGGAAAUCUGAAAUACAGUGACAGAAGUGGAACUGUGUAACGGGCUGUAACUGACAUCAGGAAAGAGAUGACAACCAAUAUUUCUUCUCAGCAUUUUAAGUGCCCUCCACCAUUAUAAUUGCAUGGUUCAGUGCUUUUUAAUCUGUGUGGAAUUCAUACAGGCUUGUGCAUCCAGAAGAAAGAAUAGGAGCAAUGGUCUAAGACAGACACCUCUUUGUUUCUUUGUGAGGUUUCUUACAGAGAUGUACAUUGUGGUCUGAAACUUUUCUCAGGAUUAAAAAUCCAGAGUCACUAGA